UUCUGAAGGGGAUCAACCAUGGUGGGAGGAGGGAAGCUAGCCACUUUUGGAACUGCAUCAUUCGGCACAUCUGGAAGCAGUUUAUAUGACUCUCUCCCUCCGUAAGGGCAGCAUCUAGAUUCUGUGCAGCUCCAUAGCUGCAGAGAAAUCUAGCUCCAAGUAAACCACAAAAGAAUUUUAAAAGGUAUUUAUUCAGCUGAGCAUUUAUCAAGGAACUAAAAAAAACCCAACAACCAUUUAGCUCUCUUGCCUUUAGUGAGGAUCUCAAGAGAGAGGCAGAUCUGGCAUGAAUGUUUACAACAUUAAACCAUCCAGUUACCAAAAGCAGCUGCUUCGCAGUCAUUUUUCUGGAGAGAGAGCUCUCAGUUGCUCCACUGCCCUUGAAAGUUUCACCUUCAGCUGCAGAUUGCAACCAAAUGAAAGGAUCACAUGGCUCUGCUACGAAAAGUUAAUCAGAUCCUACUGUUUCUUCUGAUUUUGACUGUCUGUGUCAUUCUGUAUAACAAAGUUCACAAGAUGUCAUCUGCCAUUCUGAGGAAUGAAGCUGUUGAUUUGGAGGGCACUGAAGAUAUGGAAGAUGAAAUUCCUGUGGUGAUAUGUGCUGCUGCCGGCAGAAUGGGUGCAGCGAUAGCAGCAGUCAACAGCAUUUAUAGCAACACUGAUUCUAAUGUCUUGUUCUAUGUAGUUGGGCUAAAGAAUGGAAUUCCACAUAUCAGAAAAUGGAUUGAAAACUCAGCACUAAAAGAUAUAAAGUUUAAAAUUGUAGAAUUUAAUCCCAUGGUUUUAAAGGGGAAAAUCAGACCAGAUGCAGCUCGUCCUGAAUUACUUCAGCCUCUAAACUUUGUCCGGUUUUACCUCCCUCUACUUAUCCAUGAACAUGAAAAAGUGAUCUAUCUCGAUGAUGACGUCAUUGUACAAGGUGACAUCCAAGACCUGUUUGAUACAAAAUUAGCCCGUGGUCAUGCUGCAGCUUUUUCAGAUGACUGUGACUUGCCUUCAACUCACGAAAUGGUUAGAAGUGUAGGAAUGCAGAAUACAUAUAUGGGAUUUUUGGACUAUCGAAAACAAACAAUUCGAGAUCUUGGCGUAAGCCCCAGCACCUGUUCCUUUAAUCCUGGUGUUAUUGUUGCCAAUAUGACAGAAUGGAAGCACCAGCGAAUCACAAAGCAGUUAGAAAAAUGGAUGCAGAAAAAUGUAGAAGAAAACCUAUACAGCAGCACCCUUGCAGGAGGUGUUGCAACUUCACCAAUGCUCAUUGUAUUCCGUGGAAAAUAUUCACCAAUUAAUCCCUUAUGGCAUAUUCGGCAUUUAGGCUGGAGUCCUGAUGCCAGGUACUCAGAACAUUUUCUUCAUGAUGCCAAGUUACUGCACUGGAAUGGAAGAUACAAGCCUUGGGAUUACCCUAGUGUUCACACUGACCUAUGGGAAAAGUGGUUUGUUCCUGACCCUUCAGGGACGUUUAAACUGAUUCGUCCCAACAGCUGAUGGCGUUGACAUGUUGAAGACACAAGAUUAGUCCCAAGUACAUAACAAUGUAAAUAUUUUGUGAUGUGGUUUAUCACCUUUGUUGUGCAUACGACUAGUUUAUGAGAUCAACACACUUUUUCAAAUGUGUCAAAAUGAAGGGAAGAGUACAAGCAAUCACUGAUGAGGUAUGCACAAUUCAGAGAAACUUUGGUUUCAAGUCUUACAAGUCAGACUACAAAGUUUUGAGAAACUUUUUUUUUAAAAAAAAACACAAAUUGCUAUUUUAUGUCAUAUUCUGUAAAUAAUAGUUGCUUAUUGAGGAGCCAUUUAUAAAAGUCCAGAAUAAAAUCUUACUGUGACUGAUAUUAAACAGAAAAUAAAUUAAA
This is a messenger RNA of Anolis carolinensis (green anole), 1853 nucleotides long. RefSeq names its product glycosyltransferase 8 domain containing 2 (gene glt8d2). The record is from RefSeq and is a predicted model, not a curated record. Gene Ontology annotation, cellular component: Golgi apparatus. The coding region runs from base 430 to 1485 and encodes 351 amino acids. The transcript has 10 exons. Gene Ontology annotation, molecular function: glycosyltransferase activity. Lineage: Eukaryota; Metazoa; Chordata; Lepidosauria; Squamata; Anolidae.